Seriola aureovittata is the source of this 739-nucleotide messenger RNA. RefSeq names its product mitochondrial ribosomal protein S21 (gene mrps21). Gene Ontology annotation, cellular component: ribosome. Lineage: Eukaryota; Metazoa; Chordata; Actinopteri; Carangiformes; Carangidae. The record is from RefSeq and is a predicted model, not a curated record. Bases 76 to 339 code for a protein of 87 amino acids. The transcript is spliced from 2 exons. Gene Ontology annotation, biological process: translation. Gene Ontology annotation, molecular function: structural constituent of ribosome.
GGUUUCUUGUACCCGGAACCUUUUACAAGUCGGUGUUUCCAGACGGCCGUCGCUUGAGCAAGCACCGAUCUCAUCAUGUCGAGGCACCUUCGCUUCGUUGCUCGGACUGUGAUGGUUGAAAACGGCAACGUUGAUGCCGCAUAUACGGCUUUAAACAGGUUCCUAACUCAGGAGGGGAUUAUUGAUGUCGUGAAGCGCAAGCGCUACUUCGAGAAGCCCUGUCGAGAGCGACAGCGGAAGAACUUUGAGAAUUGUAGGCGGAUCUACCACAUGGAAAUGGCCAGGAAAAUUGCCUUUAUCUCCAAGACGAGCAGAGAGGAUCCCUGGCUUGGCUGCUAGGAAAAUGGAGUGUCAUGACACAGGACUUUAUCGAUGGACUGGUUGAGACGGAACCAGCAAAAUGGAGGAAGCAAACAAUAUCAACACAAUGUCACUGACAUCCAAAUGAACUUGGGAAAUACAGAAAAUAACAGCUUUCGUGAUGUCAUAUUGUUUAACGGUAAAAGAAAAGACCAUGUUGGAAGAUGUGGAUUCAUUUGCUGGUCAACACUUAGUGCUGUUUUCCCCUUUUUUCCCUCUUAAAUUCUGAUUGCAGUCCUUACAUUAGGACAGAAAGAUCCUUGUACUUGUGAGUGGUUGUAAUGAGCAGGUUAAUGAACGCUUGGUUGAUUUUGUGUUUUGAAUCCUCUCACACAGUCUUGCUGAUGAAAAAGCUAAUAAAUAUGACAUUUUCCUAAAA